This is a messenger RNA of Anopheles arabiensis, 6156 nucleotides long. It is a transcript of the gene rib, whose product is annotated as longitudinals lacking protein, isoforms A/B/D/L. Gene Ontology annotation, biological process: regulation of transcription by RNA polymerase II. The record is from RefSeq and is a predicted model, not a curated record. The coding region runs from base 1159 to 3792 and encodes 877 amino acids. Lineage: Eukaryota; Metazoa; Arthropoda; Insecta; Diptera; Culicidae. Gene Ontology annotation, molecular function: DNA binding; protein binding. Gene Ontology annotation, cellular component: nucleus. The transcript has 3 exons.
CUCUCCUCUCGUCGCAGGUGUACGUGACAUUUGCCAAGUCAGCCAGCCAGCAGCACGGGCGGAAGUUUGCGCAGACGACCUUCCCGCGCCACUCCGGAAGUAUGGUCGCGUGUAUGCAGCGACACACAGCAGUGCAGUGCAGUUCCGGUGCAAAGGUGCAAAAGUUCGUAACAUGGUAACAUGAAAGACGUGCGCAAAGCGAAGUAGAUGUAACGACAAAAACAAACGAAAACAAACAAACAAAAGAAAAGCAAAACGAAACAUUAGUGAAUUUAAACAAAAAAAAGGAAACAAACGAAUGCAAAAAAGUGAACCAAAAGUUGAAAGUGAGGAGAGAAAGAAAGUGCAAAAAAGCAAGUAAAACUUUACAAGUUUGUUGCAUUGCAAGUGCAUUACACAGUGAGUGAAAAACUGAGCAACGAUCGCAUCGAAGAAAGCAUAACGAAUGUAGCGAAGUAACGAACGCGUUAGAAGAAAAAAGUAACAACAAAACAAAAGUGGCGUAAAAAAGUCAUCGUGCGCGUACACUAAACAAAAAAACAAGCAAGUUUUUACUCUCAUCCCUGAAAAAAAAGCAAAAAAGCGCCUCACAGCAAAACUUCUUCACCUCGCACAGCAUUAAUCAAGCAACGCCACCGCCUAGCAACUUCUGGAAAGCAAGGAAGUGGCUAGCGAGUACGUGAAUUUUUCACACACACACACACACAUUUCUGCAAUAACUUUUUCGGACCUAGCUGUGCUUGAGGUUAUCAAAAUUUUUCUCGCCUCCUUACCCCCAUUUAAAUCAUCACCCUUCAUCCCCACACACACCAACGCGCGGUUGCUGUAGUACACGAUCUCCAUUCCGAACGCCGUGUGUGUAACGACGAAGACGACGACCCACACGCAUCAACCAAGUGUAGCUGUGUGUAUGUGUGCAGACACACGGUCGUGAUGAACGUGAACUUUGGUGAGCAGGCGGUUCGUUUUUUGUUGAUCACGAAACGGUUCUGGCAGUGAUUCCGGCGACAUAAGGCGAUUUUCCAGGACAAAGCUAGAAGCAGACGACAGCGAACGCGAACGUUCAGCUCUGCCUGCAAUUGCGCAGCAUACACACCGUACAACACCGAUAUACAUUGACCUCUCCCCGCCUCCGGUAGGCGACUCGACUCCAUCACCAUGGGUAGCAGCGAAGGGCAAACGUACUGUCUGCGAUGGAACAACCACAAAUCGAACCUGGUCGAGAUACUCGACGCGCUGAUCAAGAUGGAGUGCUACGUCGACUGCACGAUCUACGUCGACGACCAGGUCCAGUUCAAGGCGCACCGGGUCGUGCUGGCCGCUAACUCGCCCUACUUCCAGUCGAUCCUGCAGGACGUGCCGAUGGAUCACUGCAGCAUCCUGUUCCCGGGCGUGCAGGAGUUCGAGAUGCGCGCACUGCUCGAGUACAUGUACACCGGCGAGGUGAACGUCACCCAAGCACAGAUCCCGCGCAUCAUGAAGAUCGCGGAACAGCUCGAGGUGAAGGGCCUGUACGAUAUGGCGGACCUGAAGGGGCGCUUCAGCAAAAUGGUCGAUGUGGAUCAGCUGAUGCGCGACCGUGACCCGGCCACCACACUGCACGCGAGCAGUAGUAGCAGCAGCAACAGCAACUACACCGGCAAGGGUUCGUCGUCUACUGCUACCGGUGCCGCUGCGGGUAGUAGCACAGCCGGUGCUGCUGCUGCUGCUGCAGCAACCGCCACAUCCUCCUCCUGGCGCGACGUACCGCCAACCAGCAGCAGUGGCAGCCAUUACCCCCACUACCAGCACCAGUCGUCGCCGGUCAUUUCCACCUCCACAAAUGUGUCACUCGCCCAAAGCAGCAGCUCCUCGCCACCGUACUCGUACAAGUCGCCCUACUCUAGCCUGUACUCCCGCAGCCCCGGCGCGGUGGAGCGUGAUCGCGAGCGGGAAGAGCGUAGCCGCGACCGUUCCGCAUCCUUCUCGCACGCGCCAGCCACGACCUCACCGCCGCCCCAUCGCACCCAGUCCACGUCCGCCGGCUCGUCCGCCUCCUCCGUAUCGGCACAGAUCGCACUGCAGUCGCAGACCGCCAGCAGCAACCACCAGUCGUCCUCGGCAUCCCACCAGUCCGGCAGUUCCGCCUCCUCAGCCUCCGCGCAACCAUCGACCGUGGCGGCGGCUGCCGCCCUGGCCGCCGGUUGGCCCUCCCUCGGCCAGACGCAGCUGCACAGUAUGCUCAGCUCGGCGUACGAUUCCAGCACCGACAUGAACCCGCUCAAGCGCAAGAAGCUCCAGUCGAUGUCGAGCAUGCUGCGCGACACACCGAUCCUGCGCAACGUGCUCGCCCAGGCCAACCCGGCCGACUCGUCGCAGGCGGGCGGUGUGCCUGGGGCUGGGACAGCGCAGGCAACCGUGGCCACGAUACAGUCCCAGUACCAGGGCGGCAUGAAGUCGGAUCCGGACCAGCCGAGCAGUCAUCACUCCAACGGCAGUGGUUAUAAGUCAAUCAAGGACCAACCCCACUCACCGUACGCGGACAAAUCGUUCGAUGACGAUCUGCUCGACUCGCCGCACAACUUUGGCGGCGACGCGCGGCUAGCAUCGUACGUGCCGCACCAGCAGCAGAAGCCGGAGUGGAAGCGCUACAAGCAGUACACGCGCACCGACAUCCUGAACGCGAUCGAGUGUGUGCGCAAGGGCAUGAGUGCGCUGCAGGCGUCGCGCAAGUUCGGCGUGCCGUCCCGCACCCUGUACGACAAGGUGAAGAAGCUGGGCAUUACGACGGGCCGGCCGAUCAACCGGGCGCUCAAGCGGUCGCCCAGCUCGGGCGGCAGUCCGGCCUCCUUCCCGUACGGGCUGAGCGGUGCGAGCCACAUGUUCGGCGGGCCGGGCAGCGGUGCGCCCGGCGGGCCCGGUGGCCAUCCGGGCGGCGACCACCACCAGCAGCUCCCGUCCCAGUCGUCCCAGGAGGACGAUGCGGCCGCGGCGGCUGCUGCGGCGGCUGCCGCUGCCGCCGCCGCCAUGGCCCACCAUCACGAGGCGGGCCGCAUGAUCAAGCUCGAGCACGGCAGCCACCACGGGCUGCCGCCGACCAUCCCGCACCCGGCCGCCGCCCUGCUCGAUCCCUCCUUCCUCCAGCAGGCGCUGGAAGCACGCGGCGGCGACAUUGCCGGCCGCGAGGCACUGCACGCGAUGGCGUUCGCGGCGGCCGCUCACGCCGCCGUCAACGGCAUGAGCACGUCCCCGGGUACGCACGGGACGGCCCGCUCGCCGAGCCCGAGCGUGCUGAUGAAGUACAUGCGCUCCGUGUCGAUGAGCUCGCCCGAAGACGAUCGGCACCAUUCGGCGCAGCAGCAGCAGCAGCGGGAAGCACGCGAUCUUGCGGAACGCGAGCGCCGAGAGCAUCACAACGGGUCGGAACCGGCCUACGCCAGGCGGGAGCAUCAUCCGAUGGAGCAGGACGACGAACCGGGCAGCGACUGUGGCGAACGGCCAUCGAGCGGCGGUCUGGCCGAAGGCCAGGACGAUCACGUGGAGGAUCUGUCCAUGGGCCCGAAGCGGGACUCGGAAGAGCGGGGACCAUCCGUCUCACCACCGCCGGCAGCGGCGGUGUCCGUCGUACGGUCGGCGGUUGCACGGUCCCGAUCACCCUCACCUGCACCCUCGCUACCGCAACAACCUCCCCAGCAGCAGCAGCAGCAGCAGGGUGUCAUUGUGCCAGCGCCCGGUAAGUUAAAGGAAGACUACAACAUCACCAUCAAGCGGGAAAUCAUUGCGGACAGCAAUGCGCCCGCAGAAUCGUCGUAGAACGGCGGUAGUUCCAAUUCGCCCGGAGCAGUCUCCUCCAUGUUCGUACUAAACUAAACGUUAAAACCUAAAAACCUUAUUCGCCACUGUGAAGGACAAAACGGUAGAAAACUACUGGAAACGGGUAACUAAGUUCACUGAGUUUUUCCACGCCUUUUUUCCCUCCCCUGCAAGCCCAUGGGGAAGUACAUUAGAGUAGCGUUAGUUGGGCAUUUUGAGUUGGGUCCGUUGAUGGACCCACCAGGUUUUGCAAUAAACCGUCAUUCACAAGCGACGAACCCCCUCCCGGGGAGCCACGUGGCUACGAUUCCAUGCAGGAAGUUGCAAAUGUGUGUCUUGAGAGAGCACGAACGAAAGUUACCUUCUACGACGUCAUAUCGAAACCGAUCCCACCAAUUUCAUUUAGCCGCCUAGAGGACCUGUAGUUUUAGCUAUUUUGCUGCAUGUUUUUUUUAUCUAUUUUGUUUCGUACACUUAGCAAAGUUUAACAGUAAGCAGUAUCAGUAGUGCACAUUCUACAUCAUGAAAGCCUCACCAUCAAGAGGCAUCCAUUUACAAAUCAGAAUCUCUCUUACUAGCUACGCGCCCUCUCUUCGUACGCAUUCUCUUUGUCGGCUAAAGUUAAACCGAGAACCUUUAUAGACUGAAACGAGUACUCACCGCACAAACCAACAAACAACAAAGAUUACCCAACCCACCAACUCCAACAAAGUAAGAAAAGCUAACCCCUAUCAAUCAGGCAAUAGAUGAUACGUGUUUUGUAUGUAUGUCGUAAGUGUGCGAUUUUCCUUCAAGGCCGCGUUGCCCACACAACGGAAGUGCAAUAGAGAGAGAGAGAGAGAGAAAAAAAAGGAGGAAAUUGACGGCGCAGAAACAGCAGUCGUUUGUCGUUAGGCUAGGCUUAAACCCAUCUUAGAUGAUUUUGGGCUUUUACACCUUCUUGUUAAUUGCCUUCUUUAAACCCCUCCUGCCAGGGAUGGGGAAACGCAUUUUGCUUUAAAUGAUUUUUGUUUUGCUCUCGUUUCCAAAUCAUUUGUUUAACUCUCUUUAAGCUGUGCAGCGCGAUAGGUUUUAGCUUUUUUUCAUUAAAGCCUAGCUCCCGGCCUAUAGUUCGUCGUUUCCUUUGCCGCAUCGAAAACCGCAGGCUCUAAAGCCUGUACACCAUCGUUUCUUAAAGUUUUGGCAGUGCAACCCCCCUUCGAAAGUGUUGGCGGGUAAAGUGUUGACGAUAGUAUCCUUAGUGACACACGCGGUAGCCUUAGUGAGCGAAAGCACUACCCUAAUAUUACUACGACUAUCCUGGCGUUAAACAAAACAAGACUAAAAAGGCAAAAUCGCACCUUUUCCUUAACAGCAUAACAAUGAAACAAACAAACAAACAAACACGCGAACGAAUAUUGUUUUAUCAGUAGUUACAUUAGUUGUAAAAAUUAACCAAUAUUGCGUUGGAUGGUAUCGCCAAAUUAUGUACUAUUAGUUGUAAGGUUUUUUUCCCCGUUGUUUUAAGCUCUUAUACACCUCCUCUUCUAGCUUUAUAGACGGAUAUCUAUGUUGCCUUUCAAUCGCUAACUGAUUAGCUUCUAUGUGGUUAUUAGUUUAACAUCGUUACAAGACAAGACAAGAACAGUGGGGUUUGGGGAAUGUCGCCUCGCCACCCCCAGAUUAAUUCUACCAUUGAGUGCCUAUAAUUAUGAUGAUUCCUAUAAGCUUAGGAGCGAGUUAGAGAGUUAAACAAAAACAACACGGUUCCUGCAUUUUAUGUUUAUGUUGUUUCCGUAUGUCUCCGACUUAGGCAUCCGCUCAUCACAACCGAGAUCGAGAUGGGAAGCUAAUGCGGGCGAAGAAAGUACGUUACGUUACGUGGAAAUGUUCUUCAUCAUAUGAGUUUUCCUAUUAGCUAGUUACCAUACGAGUGUAAGGCAAGAUGUAGAUACGAAAUCAGUUACACAUUGUGAAUCGGAAAUGAAAACUAAAAACAGAUAAGUUUACACGUUUUUACACUGCUUUACCAAGAUGAAGCCAUAUAUCUUACUUUUUUUUACCGUUGCGAUGCCCUAGUGAACAAAGCAAGAAAACAUAUAAACAAGCAAAUCAAACUAUUUAAGGCAUGUAACACAAACAGUAGUAGUAGUAGUAGUAAUGGUAGUAAAAGUAGAGCAAGUAGUAAUAGUAUACGUAGAAAUAGACAAACAAAAAGUAGCAAUCAAAAAAGAUAAAGUGUAUAAUACACAGCAUGUUGGUGGUUUCCUCAUCGUUAAGAAUGUGGUAGAGAAGUAGUAAAAACAAAAACAAAAAACAAACACAAAAAGGCUUUGAUGUUACCGUAGCAUUGACUUGUUGAUAAAGAGAAGAGAAGAGGAGAGA